Messenger RNA from Elgaria multicarinata webbii, 912 nucleotides. It is a transcript of the gene C5H11orf42, whose product is annotated as chromosome 5 C11orf42 homolog. Bases 1 to 912 code for a protein of 303 amino acids. Lineage: Eukaryota; Metazoa; Chordata; Lepidosauria; Squamata; Anguidae. The transcript has 3 exons. The record is from RefSeq and is a predicted model, not a curated record.
AUGGACGGCGGCAGCGGGAUGGAGGCUUUGGAGAUUGGAGAGGCAGAUGCUAGCUGGGAACUGAUCAGGGACAAGGUCACCGAGGAGCGCUUUGGGCCAACAGUGGUUCCUGUCCCCUUCCUGGAAGACGCCGCCUCCUACGACCUGCUGACGGUUCUGAUCAAGAAGCCGCAGUUGGGGCAGGGCCUCUUGUGCCGGCAGCGCUGCCUGGUACCUGUUGGACCGCUGGAGAACCUGCUGCAUGAGGGCACCGCCAUGCGGGAGCUGACCCACUGCACCCGCGAGUACAACGCCCGCGUGAGGGGCGAAUCCCGCUACGAGGAGACGCGGCUGGUCAACGGGGCCCUGCGCCACAUCCGCCUCUCCAUGGCUGGCGUCCACAAGAAGGUGGCCUUCCUGGUGCUGCGGCCCGGGACAGUGGCCCUGCGCGCCGACCUGCCGUGGCUCCGCUCCCAGAGCAGCAUCUACGUGGUCUACGAGGUCUUCUACUGCAGCAGCCUGGCGCUGGCCGUCACGCAGGGUGCGGAGCAACGCAGCUUCGUCCGAGAGCGGCCCCUGCCCGUGGCCUUCUCCUGCCUCAAGUUUGCCCUCAGCAGCAAGGGGGUGCUGGGCUCCCAGAAGCCCAUGGGCCACAGCUUGCCCGCCAAGGCCGCCUGGGUGAGGAUGGCGGUGCUGGAGAGCCCCGACCCAGCAGCAGCCGUGGCGCCCCCCCUGCCCAGAGAGAGCACAGCUGGCCACAAGCGCUGGAGGCCGUUGGGCAGGUCCGCGCGGGCCCUGGCAGGGAAGUGGCCGUUCCAGCGGCAGCGGCCCAAGCUGGGUCCCUCCAGCACCAGCCUGGCCGACCCCGAGAGACACUCCAUGUCGCUGCCCCUCCUGCAGAGCAACCUGGCCGAGAGCGACACGGAAGAGUGA